ACCCUCGGAAUGCCUUCUCGACCAAACAUGGCCAGAGUCUACCAAGGUAAGAGAUGAUCCCUCCCAAAUGUUCUCGCUGAAUGAAAAUAGAGGCUGAAGUGUUUACAUUCUCCCGCCCCUCGGAGCUUUUGUGCCUUCUACAUUCCUGCGCCCGCCAUCCCUCGCGCGUUCAUAAGAGUCGAAAAAUAUCCCACCACCAGAAUCAAGAACAAUUCAACUCAACACUGUCCCUACUUUAUUAUUUUGUCUCUUAUCACUCAUUAAGCUAAUCACAUCAUUUUCCUGCUGAGAUCUGAUCUAUAUUCGCCAUGCGGUCUUUACACAUCCUUUCUUGCGCCACUGCGGUCAGCGCGUUCAACCUCUUUGGAGAUCUUUUUCAGCGUCAACAACCAAAUUGUACGGUAUACACGGUGGUCGAAUAUCCAUGUGCUGUUCAAACCUUCCUCCCUUCGAAUACAGUCGUUUGGGUUGAUGCUUGUUCAACCACCUUAAAUAUCACGAAUGCUCCAACAAGCCUGAAGACGACUAUCACAUCAACCACAACCAUAGGUCUUCCUAAAACUUCAACAAGUACUGUGGUGGUGUCUUUAAAAACCACUGCAACUAUAUUUCAUACACUUACACUCCCUGGACCCGCUCAGCCUACAACAACAAGCUCCACGGCGCCAGUGAUUACAGGCACAAACUCAGGUUGCGUUCCUUCUUCAACAUCAUAUCCAAGUGCUCCCAAUAUUCCUGCAAACACUACCUACGUUAUAUCAGUCACCUCACCCGAAAUCAUCGCACAUCUGGGCAACAGUCCUGUCUACCUUACCAGAGAAGGUGGUGUAGUUGACAACACCAAUCUGGCUGUCGAAGUGUUCUUCUACGAUGGUGUCCUCUUUGCUCUAGACACUGCAUUUGGCGUUGGCUGGUACGGAAUGGAGCUAUCCGAGGCCACGAUGCCUUUUGCAUUAGAGCAAUAUUCAUCCAGCUCUCAAUCGAUUGCGAGGACGUUUACAACUGUUGGAUCCUCACCUCCGACAUUGGCAUGGAACAAUUGUCAAUUUCAGAAUGAGAAUGUUACUUGGACUCUCAACGAGAGUGAUGGUGUGGUGUCCGCAUGGUUUAGUGACUCCGACUCCAACUCCUUCGGCCUCAAGCCCAAGUGUACCAACGGGUACGGUUGCAGCUGUCUCGUCUUGCACUCCGCCUUCGACGACUGGAUAUGCUCCUGGCAAUGAUAUCCCUGCGAAUACAACAUAUUUACUACAACUCUAUUGGGAACAGACUCCAGGAUCUCUUGCCCCCUUUGGAGGCAACGUAUAUCUAGAACGAGACGGCUCCUACACAGCAGCGAAUAGUGUAGUUAACGCUAUCGAAGCCUUUUUUGUCGACGGCACACUGGUCGCCCAAGAUCCGAUUUU
Mollisia scopiformis is the source of this 1406-nucleotide messenger RNA. RefSeq lists its product as uncharacterized. The transcript is spliced from 4 exons. Bases 309 to 1223 code for a protein of 304 amino acids. The record is from RefSeq and is a predicted model, not a curated record. Lineage: Eukaryota; Fungi; Ascomycota; Leotiomycetes; Helotiales; Mollisiaceae.